GGGUUGUUUUCUCUUAUUCUGUGGAUAUGCUGUUGGAAUUUUUAAUCAAAUUAUAUUAGAUCUUUAAAACAGUUUUGGAAGUAUGGCCAUUUUCACUAUAUUGUUUCUUCCUACCCAGUGAUAAGGGACAUCUUUCAAUUUUCUGAUAUCCUCUUCAAUCUCCUUUUUCAGAAUAGUGUAGUUUUCAAUGUAGAGGUCUUUUACUUCCUUUGUUAGGUUGAUUCUUAGGUAUUACAUUUUUUGCAUGCUAUUAUGAAAGGUGUUGUUUCCCUAAUUUCUCAGUGAGUUUCUUAUUCAUGUACAGGAAGGCCAUUAUUUUUGAGUGUUGAUUUUGUAUCCAGCUACACCACUGAAUUUUCUUAUUAAAUCUAGAAGUCUUUUUUGGUGACAUUUUGGGAGUCUUAUAUGUAGAGUAUCAUGUCCUCUAUAAAUAAUGAUAAUUUAACUACUUCAUUUCCUAUUAUGAAUUUUCUUUCUCUUGUCUAAUUGUUCUGGCUAAAGUUUCUAUAACUAUAUUGAAUAAGAUAAUGAACAUUCUUAUCUUGUUGAUCUUAUUAUUUGGCCAUGCAUACUUAACUGUUUCUUUGGCCUUGUCUCCUCCGACUUAAAGCUACAUGCUUACCCCAAGAUGAGAAUGCCUGAUGUCUAUCAGGGGCCUUUAGACAGACCCUCUGGAGAAUCUCUGACUACUGUUCAUAGUCAGAAUGGUCAUUGCGUCUUACCCUCUCAUGGUAGUUAGGGUUACCUCUCCAGAAAGGACAAUAUUAUAAAUAGCUGAGUUAGGUAGAAACAUUAUAGGCAGUUGGGCUGGGUCCUCCAGAGUAAGGGCAAAGAUGAAAACACUGCGACUAUGGCUAAAGGUGUGCAUCUGCUGGAGGCCAGCCUCAUGAUAAAAACAGAAUGACCAGGCUUGAGAUAAAUGUAACAACUGGUCUAACGAAGUCUAGGUAGACACUGGGCACCUUGGUGGGUGAUCAAGAGCCUUGGACUCACUAAACAGUUCUUUGUUUUUCCAUGUACACGUGCAAUGUGACUGGCUCCCCACUGGACCAAUAUUACCUCAGAAGCUAUACCUACAAUCUUAUUGAUUAUAACUGUAAUCCAUGUUGUACCUACAUGGUUGUGCUCUAUAAAACUUCCCCCUAAGGAGUGGAGUCCUCAGGAACUCACUUUCUGGUUCCCUCCUCUCAGGAGCUAAAAUCUCUCCCCUCAAUGAAUAUUUUCUACUCUUAAUAUACGUUGUUUUUUAGAAUUCAUUCGAUUUGGGAAACACAAACUUGGCAUAUCAGACAUCUAGCAGAUGGGAGUUACAAUAUUUUCUUUGUAUCUUAGAAGUCCUGAUACCAUUUCUAUAACAAAAUGAAGCAGGUUUUUGGAAGAUCAGCCUAGAUCUGACAUCAGCCUGAAGAAUGAGAGUAAAUUCUCUCAGUGGCUCACUCUCACUUUGCAGAGGGUACGUCUUCUACUUUUAGUAAAUGUAGAAACCUUCCUACCUUUGUCUUGUCCAGUUCUUUGCUAAGACUAAGUACCUGGCAAGAGUGUACUGAACCCAUAAAUCUAACAACAGUGGUGCAGGACUAUAAUCUUGUGUUUCCCAAAAAAUAAGGCCCAGGGCCAGGGAUUUAGCUCAGUGGCACAAGUGCCUGCUUGGCAAGUAGGAGAUCAUGAGUUCAAUCCCUGAAAUAACAACAACAAAAAGGCCCAACUAGAGAUUAAAUAUACCAGGCCCAAUCAGCUUGUCCUCACCUUACUUGCCAUUACAGAGUAGUCACUGAGCAAGAGAAUAGUGAGGUAUAAUCACUGUUCUCUGACACUGGCCCUCUCCAUGGUGCAACCAGCUAUUAAUUACAGUGGAGGUUUUUUUUCUGGGUGGGUAUUAUUUGGGAGGAAAUAAAGUUCCAGUGCUCUAGGAGGCUGAGGGAGGAGAAUCAAAUUUCCAGCCUAGCCUGGGCAAUUUGGUGAUUUAGUAAGACCCUGUCUCAAAUAAUAAGGAGAGAGGGCACUAUGGAUGUAGCUUAGUUGGUAGGCACAGGAUUCAAUCUUCAGUUUCAAAAUAAAAUAAAACAGCAUCGACCAAAAAGGGUUCAUGAUACAUUUUAAGUGAAAAGUUAGUUGUAAAACACUAUACGCAUAUUAUCAUGUACUAGGUCUAAGAUUCCCAAAGCUAGGAUAAGGAACUUAACCCACCCUAAACAAAGAAAGUUGGAGGCUCACUGACUCCUGCUACAAAAAAGAAUUUUCAGGAAGCAUCAAUAAGAGGCAGAGGAACAAAGUCAAAGAAAUAGACCUUAGGAGAAAGAUCAGAGGAGAGGGAGGAAAGGAAGAGAGAGAGAACAGGCAACAGUAAGAGCUGGAGCUGAGGUUUUGGGGGCAUUUUCAAGACAAGGGGGAUCUAGGAUGUAUGUUCCCACUGUCAGAAUACAAACAAUUUACAUAUGUUUAUAAGUUGAGAUCUGCUGCCCACUAACAUUGCUGCUUCCUUGAGAGCAGAGGAUGCACAAUUUACAGGUGAAAUCGACAGGUCCAAAGCCCUGUUUAUAGGCUUACUGUGUCUUUUGGACCUUUAGGAAUUUUUUGAGGGAGUUUCUUGGAAAGGAAAAGGCCUUGAGUAAUGUUUGUGUCCUAAAUUCGCAGUUUCUCUUAAAAGCAAUUUUUGUACCCAAUUUUUACAAUUAAAUUUAUUGGUACAAUUUAGAUAUACAUAAUUAUCAUUCAUCAUAGGGAAUUUGUACCUGUAGAUGUUAUAUCUCGAGUCCCUUCUUGCCUGCCCUCACUUACAAAGCUUUGUUUCUGUUUUAUUAUUUUUCUCCCCUCCUCCCAAUUUCCCUUUCCUUUUGAACAAUUUCUUCCUAUGUCACAAUUCCUAUUAUACAUUUUUAUGCUUUUUUACACUUUGUUUCUCACACCAGAGACAAUAUAUUUACACAUGUCUGGUUUAUUUCACUUAAGAGUAUGGUCUCAAGGUGCAUCCAUUUAACUACAAAUGCAUCAUUUAUCCUUUUUUAUGUUCUCUCCAUUAUAUGAAAAACACACAAAAGUAAAAUUUUAAAAUCCCAAUUUACUUGUCUCUUUUAUGCUUAUUUAUGUCUUCAGUCCUACCUCAGUAUGAUCAUGGUGUUACAGUACAAAGUUUGGUUCUGCUCGCCAUAUGACUGCCAAUAUUUAGAAGUGAGAACCGGUGUCAAGGAAAUCAGAUUUUAUUAUGAACUAGCUUGGUUGUGGGCACCCUAAUGAUGAUCUCAAAGAAUUGUGGAACAAGAUAAGUUUUCGGAGGAAGUGGAUUAGUCAACACAGGCCAGGUGCUGCUGAGUAGUUUUCUAGCCACAGGAUGAAGGUCAUUUGUCAUUCGAGCAAUGUUUUCUCUUCAGUCCUGCCUCAAAAGACCUUGUCUCCUCUCUUCCCCUCCUGCAAGUCUUUGGAUUUUUAUGCACAACAACAUUAUUCUUCCUUCCAUUAGCAAGUCCUUAGCACACAUUUCAAUGUUAUUUAAAGACCACUAGGUGGUCCAAAUCCUGAAAAACUACUCAUUAGGUUGGGGGAACCAAUGUUUUUUCCUUUGUCCCGCCCCUUCUCCCUGGAAUACUUCACUAUAGUAGUCAAGACCACAGCCAUUUGAAGUUCAGUACUUUAAAAAAAUCUUUUAGGAUUUACAACGCAGGGCAAAAGAGGAAAGCACAAGGGCCAGUUCCAUAAGAUAAUUCCAAACAAGAGGAUGUAAGCCACUGAUAUUGUUAGAAAUAAUGUGCACAUAAAAAGAUGUGCACGUAAAAGAACGUCCUAGGUAAAGUUCAGGUAGUGGCCAGAGACGAGAAGGUGCUUUCUUUUAAAUUUUUUUUUACAUACAAAAUUUCCUUUAUUAUUUUGAAACAGUGUCUUGCUAAGCUGUCCCUGGCACUGGUGGCUCUUUCUUUCCUAUUAAACACUACAUUGCUCAACUGUCUUUUUCCUGUUUCUAGAAAAUAACUAACCAUGCUUGUCGCUGUUACUCUAGGUGAACUCAGUGGUGAGAUGAUCGUACACUCCACGGUAGCAAAGAUCUCAGAACCUCUGUGGCUCUCCCUGUGGAUCUCCUGCUCUAAGAUGCAGGGGUGACUGUAGUAGCAGCAGCUAUUCACCCCAAAUGAGGAAGAUCCUCUCAAUGAGGGUCUCCAAAGCAGGGUCUGAACUCAGUGCCCGCGCCUGGUGCUUCAAUGCAAGCCCGGGAACCCCGCGCCCGCUCGGAGCUCCCCACCACCGCGACCCCCGCCCCUCUGCGCAUGCGCACCCGCCUCCCCGCGCGUCCGCUGCGGCCCCGGGUCCCCCGUGGAAAAGCACGCCCAACCUCCGGGUCCGUGCUGUGAGGGAGCGCCGAGUGAGCCGGACCCCAAAUUGCUAAUAAAUCAAUAAGAAAUGUUUACAUUCACUCAGUGAAAAGUAUCAUGUCUAAGCUCAACGUAUAUCGGAGUCAACAUGGACAUCUCUCCCUCCUCCACUAAGAGCGGAAAAUGAGCAAAUCACAGGAACAAGUGUCAUUCAAGGAUGUAUGUGUGGACUUCACUAAGGAAGAGUGGUGUCUGCUGGACCCCACUCAGAAGCUACUGUAUAGGGAUGUGAUCCUGGAAAAUUACAGCAACCUUGUCUCAGUAGGGCAUUGCAUUGCUAAGCCAGAAGUGAUCUUCAAGAUAGAGCAAGGAGAGGACCCCUGGGUGUUGGAGAAGAGAUUCCCAAGCCACCACAACCCAGAGAGGAAGUGGAAAGCUGAUGACCUGUUAGAGAGCAGCCAGGAAAAUCAAGCUGAACCUUUUUGGCAGCUCAUAUUCACCAACAGCAAAACAGUAAGUGUGGAAGGUGAUGACAGAAUUCGAAGAACUUUCAGUCUGGACACAAACACCAUUUCUUCAAGAAAUUUCCCCUUCAAAAUAUGUGGCUCAUGUGAAAUGAGUUUGAAAAACAUUUCAGGCUUAAUUAUUAAUAAAAAAAACUAUUCCAGAAAGAAGCCUGAUGAGUUUAAUGUAUGUGAGAAACUACUCCUUGAUUUUAGGCAUGAAAAAAUUCCUACUAGAGAGAAAUCUUAUAGUUAUGAUCCAAAAAGGAAUGUCCUCAGUCAUCAGGAUCUCACUCAACCAAUUUUUGAUAAACCUUUUGAAUAUAACGAAAACAGUCCAGGCUUCCAUGAGCAGAUGACCUUUUUUACAAAUCAGAAGUCCCAUAUAGGGGAGACACUCUGUAGAUACACUGAAUGUGGAAGAAUGUUCAACAGCUUAAAGCUCAAUAUAUCCCGGAGAACUUGUUUGGAUAUGGAGCCACAUGAAUGCAGUAUCUGUGGGAAGGCCUUCUAUGUGGACUUACAGUUCGAACAUCAGAGAACUCUUACCGAGGACAGCCUUUAUGAGUACAAUGAAUAUGGGGAAAUCUGUGACAAUUCAACUUUCAUUACCCAUCAGGGAGCUUACACAACAAAGAUUCCCCAAGAAUAUAAAGUGAAUGAUAAAACUUGGGAAAAAUCAGCGUUCUUUAAAAAUCAGAUAGUACACUCAGGGGAAAAACGUUUUGAGUACCAUGAAAAUGGGAAUAAUUUCAGCAAGAAGCCACAUCUAACCCAGUCUCGGAGAGGUCACUCAGGAGAAAAAACCUUUGAAUGUGGUGAAUGUGGCAAAACUUUCUGGGAGAAGUCAAACCUCACCCAGCAUCAGAGAACACACACAGGAGAAAAGCCCUAUGAAUGCUCUGAAUGUGGGAAAGCCUUCUGCCAGAAACCACACCUUACCAACCAUCAGCGAACACAUACAGGAGAGAAACCCUAUGCCUGUAAGCAGUGUGGAAAAACUUUCUGUGUGAAGUCAAACCUCACUGAACACCAGAGGACACACACAGGAGAGAAACCGUAUGAGUGUAGUGCAUGUGGGAAAUCCUUCUGUCAUAGAUCAGCCCUCACUGUCCAUCAGAGGACGCAUACAGGGGAGAAGCCCUUUAUAUGUAAUGAGUGUGGUAAGUCCUUUUGUGUGAAGUCAAACCUCAUUGUACAUCAAAGAACUCACACAGGGGAGAAACCUUAUAAAUGUAAUGAAUGUGGGAAGACCUUCUGUGAAAAAUCAGCUCUUACUAAACAUCAGAGAACUCAUACAGGAGAGAAGCCCUAUGAGUGUAAUGCAUGUGGGAAGACCUUUAGUCAGAGGUCAGUACUCACUAAGCAUCAGAGAAUUCACACAAGGGUUAAAGCUCUUCCAACAUCCUGAGUGUUCAGAAACCUUCAAAGACUCAGAUUUACUGUACAGUUUUAAAAUGAGAUUAGAGAAAGCCAAAGAAUGUCACAAAACUAGGAAAUAACUUCACAUUUAAAUAUGUAAAAGCUUUCAAGACAAAUAACUUUACUGGAAAAUUUGUACUGAAGUGAGGUCUAUUAAUUUAAGUAAUACUGUAAAAAUCUUUUAACAUGUCAUCUGCCAGAUAUAUAUAUGGCAAUAUUCAUUUUCACAAUGGAAUCUGUAGCUUACAAAAACUGAAUGACAGUAACAUUAAGCAUAUGCGAAGAGUCCCUGAAGUUUAUAGGCCUCAUGUGAGUAUGCCAAUGUAACAAAAAUUUGGGAUAUAUUAAUUCAUAUGUUGGAGCCCAUGAGCCCUUAUUUCACUAACUUAUAAUAUAUAUUAAUAUUUUCCACCUACAUUCCACCAAUGUCUUUGUAUGUUCUUAGGAUUAUAUAUGUAUGUGUACAUAUAUGUGAAUGUGUAUAUAUGUAAAUAUAUUUGUUCACACAUACUUAGACAUUCAGUGAUACCCUCAUGUUACCUCAUACUGACUUAAAAGUACUGCUGAUUGUUUUCAGGAAUAUUGUAAGCCGGUUGUUAAACAUGGUCAUUAUUUAAAAUUGUAUACAUUUACAGUUCUAUUUCAAGAGGUAAUAUUCAUCACUUCCUAAUAAUGUUGCCACAUUUCACAGUUACCUGUGUGGUUCAGGUUACUUAGUGUACAGUGAGACUACACUAUGAUCACGUGCUACAGCAUGUGUCUUCCCAGCACGUGCUGGUGGCUUCACCUUAAUAAGAAUAUUUACACUGUGGGAAUCGGAAAACUCUACAUUUUAGAGUUUUUGUUUCCUUAGAGAACUACUAUCACAUAUUGAUAAGCAUCCCUAUUUGUAUAUAAAAAGAUUGGGCAGGUUUGAAGUACAAACCUCAUACCCCCUUUUUUGUUUUCUGAAAUAAAUAAAUGAAUAUGGGCAUUAUUACUGAAUUGCCUCUUCAAUAAAAAAGCCAAAAGAUGUUGUUGUGAGGUUUUUAACUACCUCUCCACCAGUGCAAUUUUAAAUGCUACCAGAGUCUCUCUACAGGUUGACCAUGUGUAUUUUUAAGUGAAAUACUUUUUUUUUUUUACAAAGAACCAUGUCACCUGCUUUUGGCUAUUUCCCAAUGUAGCUGAAGAUAGCCAGUAUUACCAAACUUCAGUGAAGAAUUUAAACAGUAUUUUUCUUUUUUAGUUUUUUCAGCUGUCUCUGGCUCAGUCAUACAAACACUAUUAAUAAGGAUGGUGUCCACACUAUCAUGCAAAGGUUAACAUCAGUUCUAAACAGCGCUCAACUCCACAGAUGAAAAGUGGUGGUAUGUAAUGACAUGCCCCGUUCAUAUUCUUGGCAUCUCAUUGUGGCUCAUUUCAGGCACGAUCUCUGUAACCCCAGCUCUGUGUAGGCCAGGAGAUGUGUGCUUGUACUUAGGAGUCAGUGUUACCGUGCAUCUCCACCUCCCUUGUUCUGUGCUGUGUUCUCUGGGAACACAUUGGUACGGGUUCCAAAAGACACUGCCUACCUGAUGCUUCCUUGCUGAGCUGUUUUAGCCGUUUGUCCAUCUCCCCUCAGAUGCCUUGGGUUGGAUCCAGGGUGAACAUGUGAACAAUGAGUUGUUUUGGGGUGGAUACUCUCCUGUACUUCUGGGAAUGAUUUUGGUUACAAAGUAAAGAAAUGAAAUCUGAAAGACAUGAGAAGAGAUUGUCCCUCUUCACUGGACUUUUUCACAUCUCCAUGGGAUAUGGCUGUGUGGCCUUGUUGGACACUGACUUGGAAGACAGUGCAGAGUGGGAGAAGUUGAUCCUGACAUGAGGUCACCGAGCUGCUCAAUUCCACCUGCUGUCGUCUGGGCUCUCGUAUCACCCCUGAUAAAUAAUAACGCUCUUCUUAUUCUUAGGACUUUCUGAUACUUAAAGCUGAAGGCUGAUCCAGAGGAACACUUUCUAAGUCUUAAUAUUCUGUACAGUGCUUUGGGGGAAAAAGUAUUUAUUUUCACAAGUUGAUACAAGGAUGGAUGUUUGUAUAGGGCCUAUACAGCAGGGAAGAAAAACAACUAAAAGAUUUUUACUCGCAGACUUACUACCAUGGUGUGGGCCAGAAACAAGGAAUAUUGACACACCUAGAAAAUAGUGUCUGCAGGAAGGCAUUUCAGCUCCGAGUCCUUCGGGACAAAGAUGGAAACACCAUUAGCAGAGCCCCAUGAGAACUGCUGUCAUCACUAUCACUUAAUAGAACCACCUGCCAGAUUGCUACUGCCUCCCGUGAAGAACCCAAGCAGAUGCAUUUCAGGUGAGCCCCAGUGGACACUGAAAGGUAAAGGGAGAGUCCGGGUGGAGGAAAUGUAAAGUAAGCAGCAUGGCAUUUUUAAUUUCUGUAAAUUCCUCUGUAAAAGGCUCAGGAUGAGAAAUAAAAUUAUAAUGUUAGCUGAAA
Molecule: messenger RNA, 8687 nt
Organism: Cavia porcellus (domestic guinea pig)
Lineage: Eukaryota; Metazoa; Chordata; Mammalia; Rodentia; Caviidae
Gene: Znf248
Product: zinc finger protein 248
Exons: 6
Coding region: 4485-6215 (576 amino acids)
Biological process (GO): regulation of transcription by RNA polymerase II
Cellular component (GO): nucleus
Molecular function (GO): DNA-binding transcription factor activity, RNA polymerase II-specific; RNA polymerase II cis-regulatory region sequence-specific DNA binding
Source: RefSeq, a predicted model, not a curated record